GGGAUGUAGAGAAUCGCGACGGGGAAAAUUUGCUUCCGUCAUUCGAAGAUUUCGUUCAUUCCUGCAAUCGUGGGUACCAUUGAGACGAUCUCUUGUAUGGGCAAAGAUGCAGCAGAGCCGGGUUUGGAAUGUCCUCCAAACCGUCUCUUCAUAAUUUGAUUGCCUCGACCUCGAUAGCUCUGUUCGAUACACUGCCGAAACAUGGGAAACCACACAUCCGUAGCAAUGGCGUUCCCGAAUGGACCAUCCUGGCGACCAUCUGUCUCGUCAUCUUCAAAGCAGCGGCCGUAGCUCAAGCAGGACAGCAAGCCCACGGUGAACAUGAAAUUCAAGUGGCCAGUCUUGGAUCGGGCGUCAAGUGCUUACCUGCGAACAAACUUUCUCCAUGCGGGGAUACGCUGCACGAUAGCCAUGCUGAAAUAUUGGCCAGGAGAGGAUUUAAAAAGUGGUUGAUGAGUGAGGCGAAGAGAUCUCUGAGACUACCAGAAUCAUCAGGACAGAGUCUCGUGCAGCUCAACCGUGAGACGAACCGAUUUGGUCUCCGCCAAGAUGUCCAAGUCUGGCUAUACGUGUCCAAUCUACCAUGCGGCGACGCCUCGACUCUGCAUACAGCUGCGCAUCAGCCAUUAGACAUGGCGACGUUAAAGAGCUCAAAGGACGGACAUAGACCUAUACAUAACGAUGGGACAGCUAUCAGAGGACGAAACGGAUACGAAGCUUUCGGGGCCAUACGAACCAAACCUGGUCGAGCUGAUUCUGUCCCGGCCACAAGCUUUUCAUGCUCUGACAAGAUCGCCUCUUGGUCUGUCUUAGGUCUUCAAGGGGCCCUCUUGGCCAACAUAUUUGAGCCAAUAUACCUUGAUGGGAUUGUGGUUGGUGGCGUGGAGGAUCCCCCGGAUCAUUGGACGGGGAAGAAGGGUGAUUGGACGGGGACCAUAAAGGACGAAGUCCAAAGAGCUGUCUGGGGACGGUUGGAGGUGAUCAAGGACCGCUUGGUACCGCCUUAUACACUCCACCGACCCGAAGUACAUGUCACUUCGACGACUUUCCCAUGUACAAAGUCUGAAAUUCUGAGAAAGAGCUCACUGGAACCGGCUACAUCCGUCACCUCUCUCCUACACUUACCAUGGACCGGUAGCACUCCGGAAGUAAUCUUCAAUGGCAGUCGAGCUGGAGCAUGGAAAGCACCAGGGUCAAAAGCCUUACCGGAACGGAAUCGUUCAAGCGUGUGCAAGCUCGAGCUAUUGCGUGCGUUUGACGAUCUCCACCAGGAUCUGCAUUCAAGUCUCGGAGGAUCGCAGUUGGGAAGCACCGAUAGCAAUGUCAAGACCUACUUUGAGAUCAAGCAUGGCGAGCUGGCAUCCGCUUACCAACGAGCGAAGACGGUCUUACGUGGCACACCGUCGAAAGCUGAUGAUUCCAUCGAUGACGCAUUCAAGAAGACCGGUCAAUCCUUCCAGGUGACUGCUGGGUUGGAUGACUCCGGACAUAGCCCCCCAUUCAGAGGUUGGAUAGUCAGUGGACGCGAAUACGAGAGCUUCACAGUGGACGGGGAGCUCAAGACUAUGCAUUGAACCACGCCACAUCCGCGCGCCACUGAUGAGAGUUGAAACUCAGGCACGGGGGAAUUUUGAAACAAGCGGUAUAGCCUCUUUUUUAGUUUGUGUCUGUGUCGGCAGGC
Messenger RNA from Kockovaella imperatae, 1681 nucleotides. RefSeq names its product domain-domain-containing protein. Gene Ontology annotation, molecular function: double-stranded RNA adenosine deaminase activity; tRNA-specific adenosine deaminase activity; double-stranded RNA binding. Lineage: Eukaryota; Fungi; Basidiomycota; Tremellomycetes; Tremellales; Cuniculitremaceae. Gene Ontology annotation, cellular component: cytoplasm; nucleolus. Bases 129 to 1574 code for a protein of 481 amino acids. The record is from RefSeq and is a predicted model, not a curated record. The transcript has 4 exons. Gene Ontology annotation, biological process: RNA processing; adenosine to inosine editing.